AAUCUGAGAUCGAUUUAGUGGUCUGCAAAACAGAUAACCGGAAGCCCCGGACUCUCCUUUUGCAGUGUCUGAAUCAGACAGAAACUUCAAUCUCCGACAUCAUCGAUCGCGUUCUGAGUGGAUGGGACCGAUAGAACACGCCGAGUUCUAUGUUGCCAAAAGUUUCAGUGUUGGAAUGAUUUUAUCAAACUCUAGAUAACCCCCUGAGAUUAAAAAUGACAGAUUACGUCGAGGAGCAAAGGAAUGAACUUGAAGCCAUAGAAUCGAUCUAUCCCGACUCCUUUACAGUGCUGUCAGAAGAACCCACCAGUUUCACUAUUACCGUUACGUCAGACGCAGGAGAAAACGGGGAAACUGUUGAGGCAACUUUAAAGUUUACAUAUGUAGCAGAAUACCCAGAUGAGCCCCCACUGUGGGAGAUCUACUCUCAAGAAAAUCUGGAAGAUGGCGACCUGGAGAACAUUCUCACCCUGUUGAAGCAGCAGGCUGAAGAAAACCUGGGUAUGGUGAUGAUUUUCACCCUGGUAACAGCUGUUCAGGAGAAACUUAAUGAAAUUGUGGAUGCAAUGAAAAACAGACAAGAAGAGGAAAAACUCCGGAAAGAAAAGGAGGCAGAGGAAGCAGAAAAGGUGAAGUUCCAGGGUACAGUGGUAACAAUUGAAAACUUCCUGGCAUGGAAAGCCAAGUUUGAGCUGGAGAUGGCUGAGUUCAGACGAAAAAAACAGAAAGAGGAGGAGCAGGCAGGAAAACCCAGACUCACUGGCAAACAGCUGUUUGAGAGAGAUCAUAACCUUGACACAUCAGACAUUCAGUUCCUAGAAGAGGCUGGAAACAACGUUGAAGUGGACGAGUCCCUGUUCCAGGACAUUGAGGACUUGGACUUGGAUGAAGACGAUCCAAACUUUGACCCAUUAGAUAUGGACAGCGAUGAAGACUAAAGCUGGACAAAACAACAGACAGUUGAAAACCCCUAGCAGACCACUGCUUCACUCAUAGUUCCACCCAAUUAUGGCAUUUUUGAAGACUCUUGGAGAAAAUAGGAAAAAUCUCAGUUUACUACAACAGAAGACAUUAAAAAAAAACGAAUUGAAAUUUCCAAAAUAAAUCUUGCUCUUCAUUAAAUACUGACCUUCGAAAAACUAUGGUGAAUAAUAUUUCAAUUUCUAAACUCCAAGAGGAGAAGAGCUACAACCUCAUACAAACAUUUAAUGAUUUAAUAUCCAUAACUCCUAGAAAACAGGAAGAUUUUAUUUUUGUCCUGAUUCAGAAAAAUUUGGAGAUGGACACGUUACUAGAUUUGACACCACAGAGAAAACCAAGUUCUCUGAACAGAACUGUUCAAACUUAUUUAACAUCAUUAAACUGUUGAGUUUGUAGAAAACUGUAGAGUGAAUCCAGUGGAAUUACAGAUCAAUUGCAACAUUACAUUCUGAAUAAAUACAUCAACUAUGGCUCAUCUUAAA
Molecule: messenger RNA, 1463 nt
Organism: Poecilia latipinna (sailfin molly)
Lineage: Eukaryota; Metazoa; Chordata; Actinopteri; Cyprinodontiformes; Poeciliidae
Gene: rwdd1
Product: RWD domain containing 1
Exons: 7
Coding region: 216-938 (240 amino acids)
Molecular function (GO): protein binding
Source: RefSeq, a predicted model, not a curated record